Osmia lignaria (orchard mason bee) is the source of this 1497-nucleotide messenger RNA. It is a transcript of the gene Vti1a, whose product is annotated as Vesicle transport through interaction with t-SNAREs 1a. Gene Ontology annotation, molecular function: SNAP receptor activity; SNARE binding. Gene Ontology annotation, biological process: retrograde transport, endosome to Golgi; Golgi to vacuole transport; macroautophagy. Lineage: Eukaryota; Metazoa; Arthropoda; Insecta; Hymenoptera; Megachilidae. The record is from RefSeq and is a predicted model, not a curated record. Gene Ontology annotation, cellular component: endoplasmic reticulum membrane; SNARE complex; ER to Golgi transport vesicle membrane.
UUUUUUCUGGAUGCAGUAACUGAGGUGGCGCUUGUAUCAGUUUAUGGGCUGUUUUACCGAUGCGGAAUUCGGAGUUCGGCCUCAACGACAGAUACAAAAAGACCAGACAUGCUCUAUGCUCGACGGGUUAUGAUUUUCAGGGGUCCCAGACACCCCAGGCGAACUUAGAUCUAUGCGCAGUUCACUGGAGACCAUAACUGCGAAAAGACUAGUUUUCGUUCUUUUGUGCGCAUCUUCGCCCUGAUUGGCGAUACUCCCACACGAAGUGGAACGCGAUUAGCGGAGAGCUCACUGCGUUCCCCCACCAUCUUUCAAUCUGCGCGGCUUACAAUUAGUUGAGGACUCUGGUGAACUGCAUAAUGCAUGCAGAGAGCAGAACCGGUAUAAUAAUCAUGCCUGGCAUGUCUAGUCUUGUUGCAUCUGUGGUCACUGGUCACUGUCUUCUCCUUAACUCGUCGCCAAUGGAAAUAUAAUCAACAUGGCGUCGCUCAUUGACAACUAUGAACAACAAUACGCCGUUUUGACAGCUGACAUUACAGCAAAAAUCGGUAGAAUAAGAACACAAAGUGGCAAUGAAAAAAGAGCGUUUAUUCAAGAUGUGGAUAGGCAGAUCGAAGAAGCUCAAGAGCUGCUGGAGCAAAUUGAACUGGAGGUUCGUGGGGUGAACAGCGUAGCUCGUGACCGCUUACGAGGUCGAGUGGAAAGUCACAGAGCAGAAUUGAAACGAUUGACUCAGGAAUUCCAGUUAGCUAAGAAGCCAAAGGAUGAAAGUCUCGAAAUAAGUAGAGAAGAUUCAUGGGAAAACAAUAUUACAGAGGAUCAGAAGAAGAGAUUGUUAGAUACUUCAGAAAGAAUAGACCAUACUGGAAGAACCUUACAAAAUGGUUAUAGAAUGGUAUUAGAAACAGAAGAAAUUGGUUCACAGGUGUUGAAAGAACUCCAUGAUCAAAGAGAAACGAUCCAAAGAGGAAGGGGAAGAUUAAGAGACACUGAUGCAGAGCUGGGACGUGGUUCUCGAUUAUUAUCGGGAAUGAUUUUAAGAAGCCUUCAGCAAAAAAUUAUUUUAGCAGCAGUUGCAUUAACACUUAUAAUCGUCGCAUGUCUCGUGGUAUACUAUAGCUUUAAAUCUUAAAGCUAUAUAGGAUGAUUAAUUAAGUGAAAGCUGUAUUCCUUAACCAAUGAGUUUUAAACGUUAUCAUUAUUGAAUAUUACAUUCGUUAGCGGAUUAUUUUCAUCCGUUUGGAGCAUUUGGUAUAAUAAUUGUGUAUACCUCCUGCACUCCUGAAUUUUUAAAAUAUCCAUUUUUUAUCGUGCAUCAAAGACCACCAAAUGCUAUUAACAACCGUCUAAAAUUAUUUCGAAUCACAUUUACGAUCUCCGAAGUUGUCCAGUUUAUAAUCUAUUUAUUGUUGUAAAUGUCAAGUUUAUUUUACAUAACACACACGUGCCCGAUUGCAUUUUACGAAAAAAAAAAAAGAAAAAAAAAUGAACGAUAUA